UGGUCACCUGUCAUGUCUUUACGACAAACAACACUGCGCUGCAAUAACGCCGAAAAGUAUAGCGUAAACCCCAUCCACAUGCGAUAACGAUUAGCUUCCAGCGCUUCGAUUGUUUUAUCACCGUGCACUUGUCAUUCGUGAGUGCAGGAACAGACUGGCCGCCGUUUACCGGCCACUCUGUAGUACAAUGGAUACAACUUUUACGCUGUAUUCAGACAAAGCCGAAGACGUCGCUACCUCCUCUAGUUUCCGCCUGUUUAAAAUAGAACAUUUUCAUCUCGAUCUUAAAGUGGACUUUGAGCGGAAAACCAUAUCAGCUACCGAAACAAUACAGCUGCAGUGCACUCAGGAUAGUCAGAGUGAGUUACAGCUGGAUAUUCAUCCAACACUGUCUGUGCAUGAGAUCACAUUCAGUCAUAAUUCGCGUGACUGGACCUCAACAGCAUUUUUGAUUCGAGACUUCACCAGUUAUGGGACAACACUGGUCGUGAAGUUCCCAACGCCUUUCAACUCAGAUGACAAACUUCAACUUGCAAUCAAAUAUACAGCUUCUGAUGGACCAGGGGUGUGUUGGCUGGAACCAGAGCAGACUGCGGGAAAGCUCAAGCCUUAUGUUUUUACUCAAGGCCAGGCUGUUCUCAACCGCUCCUUCUUCCCUUGCUUUGAUACUCCAGCAGUCAAGAGCACCUACUCAGCAACAGUUCAGGUCCCUGAUGGCUUCACAGCAGUUAUGAGCGCUAGUAAAUGGGAACAGAGGCAAGCAGACAGCGCUUUCCUGUUCACCAUGGAACGUCCCAUUCCAGCUUACCUGGUAGCUCUGGCAGUAGGGGACCUGCAGUCUGCUGAGGUGGGACCCAGGACACGUGUCUGGACCGAGCCUUGUUUACUGCAGGCAGCCAAGCAGGAGUAUGAUAAUGUGAUCGAAGAGUUCCUGUCUGUGGGAGAGAAACUGUUUGGACCCUACGUUUGGGGAAGAUAUGAUGUGCUGUUCAUGCCGCCAUCCUUCCCUUUCGGUGGGAUGGAGAACCCCUGCCUGACCUUUGUCACACCCUGUCUGCUGGCCGGCGAUCGUUCUCUCGCUGACGUCAUUGUACACGAGAUCUGCCACAGCUGGUUUGGAAACCUCGUCACCAACGCCACCUGGAGUGAUUUCUGGCUGAACGAGGGUUUCACCAUGUACGCUCAGCGCAGGCUUUGCAGGGAGCUGUAUGGAGAGGCUUAUACAUGUCUGGAGGCAGCCACUGGUAAAGCUCUUCUACGUCAACACAUGGACAACACUGGAGAGGACCAUCCUCUCAAUAAACUACGGGUUAAGAUUGAACCAGGUGUCGAUCCUGAUGAUACCUACAAUGAAACGCCCUAUGAGAAAGGCUUCUGCUUUGUUUCCUACCUGGCCCACCUCGUAGGAGAUCAGUCACGCUUUGACGCAUUCCUCAAGGCUUAUGUGGACAAGUUCAAGUUCAGAAGUGUGUUGGCAGAGGAUGCAUUGGACUUCUACCUGGAGUAUUUCCCAGACCUGAAAGAGAAGAAUGUCCACAAAAUUGAGGGUCUGGAUUUUGACAGCUGGCUCAAUGUGUCGGGUUGGCCUGCAUAUGUGCCUGACCUCUCUGCUGGUCAGGAGCUAAUGAAACCAGCAGAACUGUUAGCGGAAAUGUGGGUUGAUCAUAACCUAGACUUGGAAUCUAUCUGCAAAACUGAUAUCAAACUGUGGAAGACCUACCAAACUGUCUACUUCUUGGAAAAGAUCCUUGAGAAGUCACCACUUCCAGAUGGCCACAUAAAGAAGCUGGAGGAGUGCUACUCGCAUAUUAUUGAGUCCAACAAUGCCGAGCUGAAACUGCGAUGGGCCCAGAUUGUUGCAAAGAAUCAGCAUAAACCAGGAUUCCAACAUAUUCGCAAUUUCCUCACAAGCCAGGGGAAACAGAAGUACACAUUACCAGUUUAUCGGGCCCUUUGGAAUGGAUCAGAAGAGACAAAGUCUUUGGCAUUGGAGGUUUUCUCAGCCACCUCGAAUCAGCUUCACUUCAAUGUUUGCAAUUAUGUGAAAAAGAUAAUAGCUUGAACAUAAAUGAAUUCGGGAAAUAUAAGGGAACCAAUGUAUGCAAUUAUCUACUUCUGAAAGCACCCUGGUAUCUUAAAAUGAUGGUGCUUUCUGCAUUGAUAUAACAAUCUGUAUUAAUUAUUCAGGAAAUUGCUUCUACUUUUUUAGAAUUUGUGGAUUAGACUUUACUAAAUAAAAUUUCUUC
This is a messenger RNA of Sinocyclocheilus grahami, 2246 nucleotides long. Its product is annotated as aminopeptidase B-like. The coding region runs from base 188 to 2062 and encodes 624 amino acids. Gene Ontology annotation, biological process: proteolysis. Lineage: Eukaryota; Metazoa; Chordata; Actinopteri; Cypriniformes; Cyprinidae. The transcript has 11 exons. Gene Ontology annotation, molecular function: metalloaminopeptidase activity; zinc ion binding. The record is from RefSeq and is a predicted model, not a curated record.